GAUUCCUUUGUUAGGGAAAAGUGCAUAGAGACAGUAAAGUGUGAAAGAGACUUUCUAGCAAAGUUGCCUCUCUUGGAUGACAUGCAGUCUGGAUUACUACUUUUACGGUAUUGUGCAGUUCCCAAGAUUACUCAUCUUCUUCGAACUGUUCCACAUUCGUUGAUAGCUGAAGCUGCAGAACUGCAUGAUACCAUGAUAGUCAAGGCUUUCGAGAACAUCAUAGGAUGUGGUGCUCUCAAUGCUCUGGAAUGCUCACAACUUCGACUUGACAUUCAACAAGGAGGUUUUGGUCUUCGGUCUGCAAAGCAUUCUGCGUUUGAGGCUUUUCUUGGAGGUUGGUCCAACACUCUAGGUCAUCUCCCUCAUCGUGAUGGUCGUCUGAGUAGUUUGUGUGAUGGCCUCCUAAGAGAUCACGACAAAGAUCAGCCUCUAGUUCUCAGUGAAUUGACAAGUGCCCUGGCAAAUCUUCACCAGCAGUUCGACGAUACUCGAAAAGUGUUAUCAUGUAUAUCAAAACUUCCAGAUGCUCCAAAGAAACUUCAAGGAAAACUUCACCAAGCCAAGAAAGCUGUUGAGUUCACCCAGGUUUUACAACAAUGCACCAAUAGUUGUGAGCAAGCCCGAAUACAAGGUUGUGGUGGUCCAAAUUCUGGGGCUUGGCUGGAUGCGAUUCCGAGUACGCAUCAUUUUAUUCUCGGCAAUGACAACUUUGUCAACGCUGUUUGUCUGCGACUCGGUAAAGCCAUCCCGUGCUUGCAUUCUUUGGACCAGUGUGUUGCUCAGUGUGGUCAGCCCAUAGACAUUGAAGGAUACCAUGCCAUGACCUGUAAGUGGGGUGGAGGCCCAAUCAAACGACAUGACAGUGUACUCGACUGCUUUUACGACAUGUCCAAAUCUCUUGGAUUCCAUUGUCGCAAAGAGUUGACAGCGCAAUUCGAGAAUAAGCAACGUCCUGACAUCGCCAUAUACAAUUAUAAAGAUGGAAAAAAGCUUCUCUUAGAUGUAACCAUCACCCAUCCCUUGGCGAAGCGGUCAAUCAGUGCCAGUUGUAGCAAACCUGGUUUUGCAGCAGCCGAGAAGGAGAGAGAGAAAGAUAGCAAGUACCUUGUCAAGUCAACAAAUCUUGGGUAUUUGUUUCGUCCCAUUGCCCUAGAGGUAUACGGCCGUUGGGGAAACACAGCGGAGACGACACUAGAAGAACUAUCAAAGAAGUCCCCUCAAUCUACAGGCUUAAAUCCCAGCGAAUUCAAGCUACAUUGGAGAAGGAGAAUAGCGAUCAAUCUUCAAAGGGCCAACUCAUCAAUCAUCCAAAACAAGGUGUCUGCCAUCGUUGGAAAGUGUAUCGGAAAUCCUGAUGCUGCUUUUACGAUGUCAGCAAGAUACUUUGGUGGUGACUUUACGUAGUUAGCUGUGAGUUUGUGUAGGUGUGUUGUAGUGUUUAGUUUGUAUUAGUGAUAGUGAUGUUCAAGUUAUUUGUCUAUUUAGUUAGAUAUACAAGUUUUCUUGCGAGUGACUGUCAGAUAAAGUGUGUUUACCAGUGAAAUUGAAUAAAGGGAGUGAGUGAGUGAGUG
Messenger RNA from Corticium candelabrum, 1571 nucleotides. RefSeq lists its product as uncharacterized. Bases 82 to 1404 code for a protein of 440 amino acids. The transcript has a single exon. Lineage: Eukaryota; Metazoa; Porifera; Homoscleromorpha; Homosclerophorida; Plakinidae. The record is from RefSeq and is a predicted model, not a curated record.